Prunus dulcis (almond) is the source of this 1261-nucleotide messenger RNA. RefSeq lists its product as uncharacterized. Bases 8 to 916 code for a protein of 302 amino acids. Lineage: Eukaryota; Viridiplantae; Streptophyta; Magnoliopsida; Rosales; Rosaceae. The transcript is spliced from 5 exons. The record is from RefSeq and is a predicted model, not a curated record.
GGGAGCAAUGGCAGCCACUAGACUAUUGCGCACCUUCAAGCCUAUGACUUUUCAUUCUUCUUCUUCUUCUUCUUCUUUGCCGCCGAACACGCUGCGGUGUUCGAGCAAGGCCGGAAGUUUAAGCGGAGAGAAGAGACUUGGUGGGAAGAAUGAUAAUCAUGAGAGAAAGCAAAUGGUGGUUGUCAAGGCCUCAAUGGCCACUUCAGACACAAUGAGCAUCACUUUGAAGCCACAAGUGAAUCGGGGAAGGCUCGCAGAAUUGGUUUCCCUGCUUACAAAGACUAACCAUGCUUUGCUCAUUCUUUUGAGAACGGCCCUCAAGCCAAAACCUUCGAGACAGCAGAUCCAGAUGUUCAUUGAAAGGGGGAUAAUAGACUGUCGAUUCUUUACAUUACUUGCAGUUGCGGGAUCCUUACUUGGCUCAGUUUUGUGCUUUGUAGAGGGUUGCUUUAUUGUUCUAGAGUCAUAUUUCCAGUAUUUCCAUGCCUUGUCACACAAGACGGAUCAAGGACAUAUGGUGCAUCUACUUAUUGAAGCCAUUGACAUGUUCCUGGUAGGAACCGCCAUGUUUAUUUUCGGGGUUGGGUUGUACGCCAUGUUCGUGGGAUCAAAGGCCGUGAAAGAAAAAGGACCGCGGUUUUCAGAGUCAAACAUGUUUGGUCUCUUCUAUAUGAAGGCACCUCCAGCAUGGGUUGACAUGAAAUCGGUUUCGCAAGCAAAGUCGAAAAUAGGGCAUGCAGUGGUGAUGAUACUUCAAGUGGGUUUGUUGGACAAGUUCAAGAGUAUACCUCUGGUUACUCCACUGGAUCUGGCUUGCUUUGCUGGAGCUGUGCUUCUUUCCUCUGCUGGUAUCUUCAUCCUCGCCAGACUCUCCACCACCUCCGGCGCUGUUGCUGGUGUACAACAUGGAACAUAGAUCAUACAACUAACUCAUCAAAAUUAAUGCUCAAAAGUUCAUCACAACAGUCAACAUACGGUCACAGUUGGUUUAUAUUAAAUUCAUUUAUAAGUUAAAACCCAUUCUUUUUCUAGUAUAUACCUACUCAAUACCAAUACCUACGUAGCAUAGCAUAGUCAAGUCAGAUUAUUAUAUACUUCACUCAACGGGAAGAAUGCCUUAAAUCCCUCUCUAUACCAUAGAUGUUGUAAUCCAACCACGAUCAAAGUAUAAGGUUGAUGGUUAUACAAGUAUUCAUUUGUCAAUCUUCCCUUGUUCGGAUCAAUUGUACUUUGAUUCUUUACAUAUAUAAAUAUCGGACUA